AUGACUGGGCAACCAGUACCUUUUACCAUUGCCGAAAUUAAUGAAGGAAUGAACGCAUUCCGCCAAACUUUAGACCAGCAGAAAAGCCAAAUUGAAACGCUGCUGGCUCAAAAGAUCCAAACUGAAACCAAACUCACCAGCCUUACCAAACAAAAUGAAGCCCUUCGUAGCCAAAUACAAUCAGUUGCAUCUAAAACCAUUAACACCAGAAAGAACACUGAAGGUAUAGCCAUGCAGCUUGACUUGUCCGGAACCUUUCACACCCCUAACGGGGAAAAAGGAUCUAACAACAGGGAUGAUACCCUGGAUCUAGACUCUUUGGAUGCAGGAACCCCCAAGAAGGACGGUCAGGAAGGAGCCGAAGAGGGAAAAGUAGAAAAGAUGGUCAAGGAAUACCUCAAGACAAUCGAGGCCAAAAUAGCCAAAAUCCCUGGAAUGCCGAAACCCAUGGAAGAGGAGGCAGCAGAUGGCUAUAUAGAAUCUCCAUUCUCAGAAGAGAUCGCCAUGGUAGAAGUCCCAAAGAGGUUCAGCACGCCCAAUAUGACCAUGUACGAUGGAACAACAGACCCCGAUGAGCACGUAUCCCUUUACAAACAGAAGAUGAUGACAAGCUCAAUCCCUAGAGACAUCAGAGAGGCUAUCAUGUGCAAAGGCUUUGGAGCCACAUUAUCAGGUCCAGCUCUAAACUGGUUCAUUAAUUUAGGUAAUGGGACUAUUCGAUCUUUUGCAGGAAUGGUGAACCUAUUCAAGGUCCAAUUUGCCAGCAGCAGGAAAAUCAAAAAACAAUCUUCAGAUCUGUACCGCGUUGUGCAGAGACAUGGUGAAUCCUUGAGAGAUUAUCUUAACAGAUGUGCAAGCAUGGCUCAAGUCAGAUUUGAGGAAGAUGCAUAUGCAAGAAAGACUCUCGAGCCAGAUCGCCAGUCAAGAAGGAACAACAAUUUUCCCAGAAGGGACCAUCGAUUCAAGCCGUAUCAGCGUUCUCGCUUUGACGAGGGAACAGUCAAUGCUGUCGAAGAAGAAUUUUCUGGUUGGAGGGAGGAUCCUGAACUCCCACCUAAGUUACAUGAGUAUUGCUUUAACGUUAACCCUGUAGGGGUAAUUAGGACCCUAAAUAAGAUGGGAGAUAUUGUACAGUGGCCUAGGAAGAGUGACAGGCCUGGAGAGAAGAAAGAUCUAUCCAGAUGGUGUGAUUUCCAUUCAGAUAUCGGUCACACUACUGACGAAUGUGUCGCGCUCAGAAAGGAAGUGGCGUACUUGCUAAAGAAGGGUUACCUCAAAGAGCUCCUCUCAGAUAAAUCUAAAGCUUCUGGGAGGGAAAGAGAAUCCAAGCAAAGAGGUCCCCCUCCUCCGCCUCCAAUUGUCAAAACCAUCUGUUUCAUUUCAGGAGGAUCAGAAGUAUGUGGCUUGACGUAUUCUGCAGCAAAGCGGCAUGCGAAGGAAAGUAAUAAGGAACAACCUGAAAGGAGGGAGAAAUCCAAGAUAGACAUUCCCAUCAUGUUCGAAGAAAGCAAUGUAAUAAAAGGCCAUCAUGACGGCUUAGUGAUUUCACUCCCAGUUGGGAACUGCAUGAUCAAGAGAAUCCUAGUGGACAAUGGAAGUUCUGCAAACAUCAUCAUGCUCGACACUCUGAAACAUAUGAACAUAGACGAAAAGAACAUCAUCAACAAGUCAACAAUGUUAGUAGGAUUCAGUGGGGAAACCAAGAAGACAAGUGGAGAGAUUACAUUAGCUACGUACGCAAAAGGAAUCAAUCUACAGGUCAAGUUCCUAGUGAUUGACACUCUAUCCUCGUACAAUAUGAUCUUAGGCAGACCUUGGAUACAUGAGAUGAAGGUCAUCCCCUCUACAUACCAUCAAGUCAUUAAGUUCCCUACUAGGUGGGGCAUUCAAGAAAUUAGAGGAGAUCCUAGGGAAGCAAAAGAAUGCUACAAGAUCGCACUAAAAGCAACAUCUUCAGAAAAGAGUUCAGCAUAG
Chenopodium quinoa (quinoa) is the source of this 1974-nucleotide messenger RNA. RefSeq lists its product as uncharacterized. The transcript has 2 exons. Lineage: Eukaryota; Viridiplantae; Streptophyta; Magnoliopsida; Caryophyllales; Amaranthaceae. The record is from RefSeq and is a predicted model, not a curated record. Bases 1 to 1974 code for a protein of 657 amino acids.